Messenger RNA from Eleginops maclovinus (Patagonian blennie), 381 nucleotides. RefSeq names its product mitochondrial ribosomal protein L36 (gene mrpl36). The transcript has a single exon. Gene Ontology annotation, molecular function: structural constituent of ribosome. The coding region runs from base 1 to 381 and encodes 126 amino acids. Gene Ontology annotation, biological process: translation. NCBI's taxonomy places the organism in Eukaryota, Metazoa, Chordata, Actinopteri, Perciformes, Eleginopidae. The record is from RefSeq and is a predicted model, not a curated record. Gene Ontology annotation, cellular component: ribosome; mitochondrial large ribosomal subunit.
AUGGCGUCUCUCCUCUUGAAGCACCUUGCUUCCUCCCUGACCCGACGGAUGUCCCAGAUGAGCCGGAUACAUCUGACCUUCUCCUCACCAGCAGCUAGCGCCUACAGAAGUCUCUGCAGCCUCUCCACGGCUCCACACGCGCUCCUGCUGUCUUCGACCAGAGUUGGCUCCAUCCAGUCCUGCUCGUCUGGCUCCUCUGCUCAGUGUGGAUCAUCUCUGUUGGGACAGUGUCAGCGUCUUCCCUGCAUCCAGCCCUCUGCAGGCAUGAAAACCAGGUCUGCCCUGAGGAGGCGCUGCAACGACUGUUUCUUUGUCCGACGGCGGGGGCGUUUGUUUGUGUUUUGCAAGACUAACCCGAGACACAAGCAGAGGCAGGGAUAA